Molecule: messenger RNA, 1551 nt
Organism: Schistosoma curassoni
Lineage: Eukaryota; Metazoa; Platyhelminthes; Trematoda; Strigeidida; Schistosomatidae
Source: the annotation of a GenBank genome assembly
AUGGAACAUAAAGGUUUUCUAAUAAAUUCGUCUACACUACAAUUUUACCAUCAUUUCUCUGAGUUGAAAAUGAGUGAUGGUGAUUUCAUUCCUGAAUAUAAACCAACCGAUAUCGCCAUCAAGUUAUCUAAUGAAUUUCAUCACACUUUUGGUACAGAAUGCAGUUUUGUAGUUCGAGCUCCUGGUCGAGUUAAUCUUAUUGGUGAACAUAUUGAUUAUAAUGGUUAUCCUGUACUACCGAUGGCGUUAGAACAAGCAGUUUAUAUGUCUGUAGGUCCAACAUCUGGAUCUGAUUUGGAUAGGAUCGUUCUUAGAAGCACAGAUACUCAAUACAGGCCUAUUAAAAUUCCGAUUACAGAAGCCAUAACAUUUGGUUGUGAAGGAUCGCCUGACUCGCCUGAGUGGUUUCAUUAUUUUCAGUGCGCGUAUCGAGGAAUAAAAGACUAUGUAGACAAGUUGAAUUUGGAUUGGACUCCUCCUAGUCUAAAUGUACUAGUUGGUGAUGUUGAAUAUGGUGGUUUAUGGCCAGCUGCUGGUCUUUCAAGCAGUAGCGCUUUCGUAGUUGCUUCUGCCAUAGCAAUUAUGCGAAUAUCUGGUUUACAAAUAAGUAGACAUGAAUUAGCAAGUUUAUGUGCGAAAUGUGAGCAAUAUAUUGGUAUGCAAGGUGGUGGAAUGGAUCAAGCUGCAAGUGUUCUAGCAGUUGAAAAUAAUGCUUUAAUGAUUGAGUUUACCAAACCAUUUGUCACAGUCAGUCCUAUUCAAUUACCGUCUGAUAUGGUUUUUGUGAUAGCUCAUUCGGGUGUACACGCUCGCAAAGCUGCUACAUCAUAUUAUAACGAACGUGUGGCAGAAUGUCGAUUAGCUGCUAAAAUAUUAGUUCGAAAUAGCCCGCAUAUAACUGAACCUUCUAAUUAUUCAUCCAUUACACCCUUAUGUCUCAGUGAUGCACAAAAGUUGUGGAAAGCAGUUUCACCUGAUGAAAUGAUACGCAUUCAAAAGGAUGGAUUAUCAAUUGUAACUAGAUAUCUACCAACUGGUAUUACUAGUCGAGAAAAUCUCUGUAAUUUAGGCUUGACUAGUCCAAUUAUUGAAGGGUGCUUAACAGAAAAUACUAAAACAAUGAACCACUUUUAUUUAAGAGAUCGUGCAGAACAUGUAUACUCUGAGGCUGAACGGGUUUUUAAAUUUUACAAUAUAUGCAAAAAGAUAUUUAGUAAUAGUGAUUCACAAACGAAUUCAAAUAAUUAUAUGCAGUUGUUAGGAGAUUUAAUGAAUCAAAGUCAAUUAUCUUGUGCCAAUCUUUAUCAGUGUUCUUGUCGUGAAUUGGAUAAAUUAAUAAGCGUUUGCAGAUCAGCUGGUGCUUUCGGUAGUCGUCUAACUGGAGCAGGUUGGGGUGGUUGCACCGUAUCACUAGUGAAAAAAUCUUAUGCGGAACAAUUCAUUGCAAAAGUGCGCGAAGAAUUCUAUAAUGUGAUUGGUGCUGGCAGUAACAACGACUUGAUAUUCGUUAGUCAACCGGGUCGUCCAGCUGGAAUAAUGGUUAUUCAAUGA